This is a messenger RNA of Blepharisma stoltei, 1278 nucleotides long. Lineage: Eukaryota; Ciliophora; Heterotrichea; Heterotrichida; Blepharismidae. The record is from the annotation of a GenBank genome assembly.
AUGGACCCGAUUGCAAAAAACCCUAUCUCGAUAUUGAAUGAACUCGCUAUCAACAACAAAAUAAAAUUCCAAUUUGAAAUCAAGCCUAAAGGUUCAGAAUUCGAAUGCGUUAUUUACCAAAAUAAUAGAGCAAUCAGCAAAGGUACUGGAAGAAAAAAGCAAGAUGCCAAAUUAAAAGCUGCUGAAUCCGCACUGGAUAUCAUUGCAAAUCUACCUUUAAAUUCUCGGGAUUUCAAAGAAAAAUUUAAUUCAAAUGGCCAAAACUCUAAAGAAAACCUAAAACAAAUCCCAGCAAAUGAAAUGAAAAAAGAAAAAGCUCAACCGCCUGAGGAAGAGAAAGUAAUAGAAAGCCCAGCCCAGGUCACUAAUGAAGAAGAAAAUGAAAAAAGGGCUAAUAGGAUUAUUUCCAGUUUUUCAGAAAAUUAUAAUGAAUACAUGGAAAAUAAAAUAAAAUUACUGGAAUUAAGCUAUGACGAUAUGAUUGAUAUGCAAAUAGUAAGCGAAGAGAUAAAGGAAAUAGAAGAAGAAUUAAAAUGUGAAGGAAUUAAUUUAUUACAUCCAGCAGGGAGCUUUGUUAUGAGUAUGAUAAGAAGGAAUCAUAUUGAGAUAGAUUUAAUAGCAGAGGUAACUUCAAAAAUUGGUGCGUUAAACUACAACUUCAUAAAGGGGAUAUGGAUGAAAUUAUUGAUUUUAAGGCAAAGAACAUUGGAAGCUAGACAAGAAUUUAACGAAAAUCCUUAUAAAUCUUUUCAUCCUACCAAAACAGUAAAUAUUAGUCUUCAGCCAGAACUGAUUGAAAAUAUUGAAAAUACAUAUAUGUCCAAAGAUUUGCCCUAUAUAUUAUUAUCUAAAGAGCGUGAAGGAAAUAGCUCAAUUUAUGUCAGAAUAUUUUUUUAUGAUGAAACUAAUAUAAGUUCAGCUUUAGCACAUUAUCGCUUAUAUGAAAAGAAACCUUUAAGCAGCGUAAAGUCAAAAUGCUGUAAGCUAUUGAGACAUUGGAGGGAUCGUCUCAGAUUGAAAGGUAUGCCUAUAGAACUACUUGAUUUAUUAGUAGAAGAAUUUAUAAAUGAAAACACUACUGGGCUGGCAUUUAGAAUCAUUAUGGAACGCAUCGCAGGUGGAAUAUUUUUCCCAGAAUCUUCAUUUAGUUGUAAUGAUCAAAAUUAUGGUAAAUUACUUGAAGAGUGGUCUUUAAGAUCUAGAAUUGAAGUUGCAAAAGAGGCUAGCAGAACUUUAAUUCAUCUUAUUCAGAAUAAAAUUGAUAUGAUUUUAGACUAA